Culicoides brevitarsis is the source of this 2138-nucleotide messenger RNA. It is a transcript of the gene Mccc2, whose product is annotated as probable methylcrotonoyl-CoA carboxylase beta chain, mitochondrial. The record is from RefSeq and is a predicted model, not a curated record. The transcript is spliced from 4 exons. Gene Ontology annotation, biological process: L-leucine catabolic process. Gene Ontology annotation, cellular component: mitochondrion; methylcrotonoyl-CoA carboxylase complex. Bases 132 to 1865 code for a protein of 577 amino acids. NCBI's taxonomy places the organism in Eukaryota, Metazoa, Arthropoda, Insecta, Diptera, Ceratopogonidae. Gene Ontology annotation, molecular function: methylcrotonoyl-CoA carboxylase activity.
CGUAAACAAAUAUCGCAGACGAAAAAUUCAUCGUCUCUCAUAACUUUUUAUUUUUUCGUUAAUUUUUCGUCCUUUUUGGUUUUAAUUUUUGAAAUUUCCUGCACUUUAAACGAAUUUUUCUCAUUCCAAUCAUGUUAAGUCGACUGUCAUUCCGAAAAUCGCUGAGACUCAGCCAGCAAUUCAUGAGGCAUGUGCAUUCGCCGAGUGUUGUUGCUACGACGAUUGAUAAGAACUCUGACGAAUACAAAGAAAAUUAUGAGCAAAUGUCAAAUCUCGUCGCCAAUUUGCGAAAUGUGACCAAAGAAGUGUUACAAGGCGGAGGUCCCGAAGCCAUCAAACGUCACACUUCGAAGGGAAAACUCCUCGCCCGCGAACGUAUCGACAAAUUACUCGACAAAGACUCGUCGUUUUUAGAGCUUUCACCGCUUGCGGGUCACGAAUUGUACGGAAAUGAAGUUGUUAACUCGGGUGGUUUGGUAACGGGCAUUGGAAGAGUUUCUGGCAUGGAAUGCGUUAUCGUUGCAAAUGACGCAACCGUCAAGGGAGGAACUUAUUACCCGAUCACGGUGAAGAAACAUCUUCGAGCUCAAGAAGUUGCUCGUGAAAAUCGAUUGCCUUGCAUCUAUUUGGUCGAUUCGGGCGGCGCAAAUUUACCACGUCAAGCCGAAGUUUUUCCCGAUAAGGAGCAUUUUGGAAGGAUUUUUUACAAUCAAGCGAACAUGUCAGCUGAAGGCAUCUCCCAAAUCGCCGUCGUAAUGGGAAGUUGCACUGCUGGAGGAGCUUAUGUACCUGCAAUGGCUGACGAAAGCAUCAUCGUGAAACGCCAAGGAACGAUUUUCCUUGCGGGGCCUCCUCUCGUGAAAGCAGCUACGGGCGAAGAAGUGUCUGCCGAAGACUUGGGAGGCGCAGAUUUGCAUUGCAAAACGUCGGGAGUGACAGAUCAUUAUGCCGUCGAUGACGAACAUGCGCUAUAUUUGGCACGACAAAUCGUCAGUAACUUGAACAAUCCAAAGACAAACAAUUAUAACGAAGAUUUAAGUCUCACAAGCAACACAGCAAUCGGUUUUUACGGAAAUCAACACUCAAAAGUCGUUGAAUCGCCCAUUUAUGAUCCCCGAGAGCUCUAUGGCAUUGUUGGAUCGAACUUGACGCGACCAUAUGACGUGCGGGAAGUGAUCGCUCGGGUCUUCGAUGGCAGUAAAUUCACCGAAUUCAAAAAGAUGUAUGGAGAGACGCUCGUUUGUGGUUACGCAAAAUUAUACGGAAAUUUAGUAGGAAUAGUCGGAAACAAUGGAGUUUUGUUUUCAGAAAGUGCUUUGAAAGGCGCUCAUUUCAUCCAAUUAUGCGCUCAAAAGAAAAUUCCUCUAAUUUUCUUGCAAAAUAUCACGGGUUUCAUGGUAGGACGAGAUGCAGAAGCUGGCGGAAUUGCUAAAAACGGCGCGAAAAUGGUGACAGCGGUCGCAACUGCUAAUGUUCCAAAACUGACACUUAUCGUGGGAGGCUCAUAUGGCGCAGGAAAUUACGGAAUGUGCGGAAGAGCUUAUUCUCCGCGAUUUUUGUACAUGUGGCCUAAUUCCAGAAUCAGCGUUAUGGGCGGAUCUCAAGCUGCAAACGUCCUUGCUCAAGUAACAGAAGAGCAAUACAAACGCAAAGGCAAGGAAUUUACCGAAGAACUUCGAAACAAGAUCCGUCAACCGAUCGUUGAACGUUUUGAGCAAGAAGCAUCUCCCUAUUACAGCACCGCUCGCUUAUGGGACGACGGAAUAAUUGAUCCAGUUGACACGCGACGUGUUUUAGGCCUCAGUUUACAGGCUGCGAUGAACAAUUGCGGCGCCGACACGAAAUUCGGUGUCUUCCGCAUGUAAAAUUUUCGAUGUUGCAACCAACAUUCUGCCAUAAAAUGUGCAUUUAUUAGAUUUUAAGGUCAAUUAAGGACGGAAAUGUUGAUAUUUUUGAUACGUACGCAAUAAAAUGGAACGGUGAUAGACUCUAAUUUGGACAAAAACUGGUUUUUACAUGCGAAAAAAGUUGAAUUUUUGGGAAUUUUACGUGAUUUUCAUUGAAACUUGCUUCAAGGUAAGGGAAAAAAACGAAAUUUACAAUAAAAUUCUUUCUUUAUUUCAUCCUCCUUGACGAUG